Messenger RNA from Peniophora sp. CBMAI 1063, 1275 nucleotides. NCBI's taxonomy places the organism in Eukaryota, Fungi, Basidiomycota, Agaricomycetes, Russulales, Peniophoraceae. The record is from the annotation of a GenBank genome assembly.
AUGCGCAUCAAAGCCGUCGCGGUCUGUCGCGGUCCCGUCGGUGAUAAGACUAGCGGAUCUGCAAGACGUCACUUGUACCACGCCACAUGGUUGGUCUCAAGAUGGCAACCACACCACCUCGAACGCAUACGACUUGAGCACCAGCUACGGCUAUGGAUGCCAAGGGAGUUGGCUUCCUACCACCAUCGUUUCCUCAUGCCUUCGGAUGCAGACGUGCUUGUCGCGCUCGCUCAUGUUCAGAUACGCGCACCCGGUGCCGGUGUCGCGAAACUCGUACAAGCACUGAGGGAUGAUCAUCCCGACUGGCAUCCUCCCGUAGACUCGAAGCGCGUGCGCGCCUUGCGCAAGGUCUCUCCAACCUCUCCGUCUUCUCCGGUGACCACCAUCGCCACGUGUCCCAGCUCGGAUGUUAUCGAUACGGUUCACGAUGUCCUCCACAAGCUCUGUGCAGGAGGAGACGAGGCAUUCGCCCACCGCGCAGCGAUCCUUGACAUGACACUCAAGUCGGUCUACACCGCAAACGGCCGCUCACUGCAGACCCUGCCACCCUUACACUCAUUUACUUCAAAAGACUACCGGGAUCUAGCCUCUGUAUAUCCCGCAAGGUCAUGUAAACUGGCGACCACGCUUCUGCUUCUGCUUGUCUCCCCAGACAUGCGUUUGGAGCAGUCUUUGAGAUGGCUCUCUCGAGCACUUGGCGGACUGCCCACGGCCACGGACGUGUCACGUACACCGAGUGCGGAUGCUCUAUCUGCUUAUAUGCGCGCUCGUAAGCGUGCCGAGGUUCUUGGGGAGACGACUGCCAUAGGCGUCAACUUGGUGGAUGUCGAGAUGCUGGUCCGCGGUGGUGACGACUAUGAGAGCUUCGCUCAUUCUUUCACGUUGCUCGUAUCACCUGCUGGAAUGAGGGUGUUACAGGCAUGGGGCGAGCAUGGAUAUUCCCUGGGGGAUAAUCUCAAGCGCGACUCUUCCCGCAUGCGCUCUCUACAAGAAGGCGAGGACUAUAUGCGGGAUUUCGCGCGACUGUCCUCUAUGAGGGGAUCCUGGGGAAAGGACAUCAAUAAACUAUACGCGCGCCUCUUCGACGUCGACGUCCUCUCUCUCAUGCAAGGCGGUGGUUGCAUGACGAAACCCAUCGUGCCGCGUUUUCGCGCAUGGGUUCGCGUCCUCGAGAUCCCUGAUAUUCAGCGUAGGGAUGUCGAACGAUGGAGCACCAUCAUCGAUGCGUUCUCUGAUACCUGCAUCCGAGAUGCAAAGUCCACUCUUUCAACCUAG